This is a messenger RNA of Thamnophis sirtalis, 377 nucleotides long. The record is from RefSeq and is a predicted model, not a curated record. NCBI's taxonomy places the organism in Eukaryota, Metazoa, Chordata, Lepidosauria, Squamata, Natricidae.
GCCUCCAGAACCGAUUUGUGGCCCGCUACGUGCCUCUCCCGAACCAGGCCAAGAUCUGGACUAUCUCGCUGUCUCCACAAUGGGGCAAGGGACGUACCCCUUUGGUGAUGGUGCACGGCUUUGGGGGCGGCAUCGGGCUCUGGAUUCUCAACCUGGACUCGCUAAGCCAGCGCCGUCCCCUCCAUGCCUUUGACCUCCUGGGCUUCGGACGGAGCUCUCGGCCCCCGUUCCCCAAUGACGCCCAAGGGGCCGAGGAAGCCUUUGUGAGCUCUAUCGAGGCCUGGCGUGAGGAGAUGGGCAUCCCCAACAUGAUCUUGCUGGGUCACAGCUUGGGCGGGUUCCUGGCGGCCUCCUACAGCUUGCAGUACCCGGAGAGG